CAUUCCGGACAAAUACCGGUGGGGCUGAAUAUCAAGUUGUAUGACAGCCAUUUAGUAUCCAGCGUGCACCUACAGCUAACUUUUCUUGCACGGUCUCCGCGCGCAAGCGUUUCCUGCUCCACGAACCUCUGCGUUGCCUGGGCGCAGGAGCGCUGCGAUGAGUGGCUCAGAACCCGAUGUAGAGGAGGCAGGCAAGGUAGUCACGGAGUCGCAAGCAAAGCGGCAGGCGUCCGUCUCGUCGAAAGAUGGCGCCGUGAAGCCCAACGCCAUCGCAAAGCAUCCCGCAACCAUCACCGAGAAGCAAAUCGAGAUGGGAGCCUUCAAGCGCUUCAUUUCAGGUCCCUACUUUGACGUCAUCCCCUCCCAGUAUGAGCACGUCACGACUUCGCGCGCACACAAGGCGCGACUGCAGCUGAAGGCCGAGACUCUGCCGGCGCCCGGCACCGAGGCCCACGGCGACGGCUGUGGCGAUGAGAAGCCACACGACGCCAAGCUGGAUGCGCAGCUCAAGGCUCUGGAAGAGGAGGACUACCUGGGUCGCCUCAAGCGAAUCGUGACAACCAAGGCUGACACCGACGGCGUGUACGGGCUUACGUAUGAGGAGCUGGUGCCGCUGCCCUUCGACGUGCCCAAGUGGCACGCCUAUAUCCUGGACAUUGCGCUGACCGUGUACCUGGUGGCGCAGGCCACUGUGGUCAUGUUCAUUGCGUGAGCAGCGGGCGCAUGAAGGGCUUGUACUGUUGCAGCUGUCGUGUGUGCCAACUGUCGCACGCUGUCGCUUGCAGCUUACAAUGUUGCCCAUGUUCCUAACCCCCUUUCCUGGGCGUGCGUGCUCCGGCCUCAAUAUUACGGUCGCCCACGUCGCUUCAUGCAGCGUAUGUAAGUCCUCGACAGU
This is a messenger RNA of Chlamydomonas reinhardtii, 895 nucleotides long. RefSeq lists its product as uncharacterized. The transcript is spliced from 5 exons. NCBI's taxonomy places the organism in Eukaryota, Viridiplantae, Chlorophyta, Chlorophyceae, Chlamydomonadales, Chlamydomonadaceae. The coding region runs from base 158 to 712 and encodes 184 amino acids. The record is from RefSeq and is a predicted model, not a curated record.